AUGGUUGCGAUCCGACAGUUGGCCUACGGCACCACAGCGGAUAUGUUCGACGAGUACCUUCACGUCGGGGAGACAACUGGCCGCAGUUGUCUAAAGAAUUUUGGUAAGGGAGUUGUGGAGGCUUUUGGCGACACAUAUUUGCGACGCCCGACUGCGGAUGAUUGCCAGAGCCUGAUGAGGAUGCACGAGACGGGGAAGAACUUCCUGACGGCAUGGAGAGGCCAAUCUACUAGUGGCUACAAGGGCAGCCACCCGACGAUGAUCCUCGAAGCCGUCGCUGACCACCACCUCUGGAUUUGGCAUGCCUACUUCGGUGUAGCCGGGUCGAACAACGACAUCAACCUCCUCAACUCGUCCACCCUCUUCGCCGAUCAGUGCAGGGGUCGCGGCCCGACCAUCGAGUUCACUGCCAACGGCCGCAGAUAUCAUAUGUGGUACUAUUUGGCCGAUGGCAUAUACCCAAGGUGGUCUGUUUUUGUGAAGACGAUCACCUGCCCAAUUGGAGACAGGAGAGUCUUGUUUGCGGCAAAGCAGGAGUCUAUGCGGAAGGAUGUGGAACGGGCUUUUGGGGUGCUCCAAUCGCGGUGGGAAAUCGUGAAAGGUCCAGUGCAUUUCUGGUUCAAGGAAGUCAUCGCCGACGUCAUGUAUGCGUGCGUCAUCAUGCAUAACAUGAUAGUCGAACAAGAAGUUGGACGUGUCACCGAUUGGGUGGAUGAUGAGGCCGGAUCAAGCUCCAGCACUACGACCCCGCCUGUGACUCGAGGAUUACCGAUGGGCUUCGGUGAGGUUCUAGAGAGACAUACCUCAAUGCGCAGCCAACAAGACCAUGUGCAGCUCAUGAACGACAUGAUUGAAGAAGUUUGGGGCGCCACGGCCAUUGAGCAUUUGUAG
Salvia hispanica is the source of this 891-nucleotide messenger RNA. The record is from RefSeq and is a predicted model, not a curated record. NCBI's taxonomy places the organism in Eukaryota, Viridiplantae, Streptophyta, Magnoliopsida, Lamiales, Lamiaceae.